CGCCGCGGCGGGAGCCGCCCAGGUGAAAUAACAAUGGAUGCAAUAUUAUCCCGGUUGAAGCAGCUCACCCCUGAUGAGCUUAGAGAAGAAGUUGUAAGAGCAGGACUGAAGUGUGGGCCCAUUACCUCGACUACUAGGUUUAUUUUUGAAAAAAAAUUGGCUCAGUUUUUGUUGGAGCAGCAAGGAGCAUUAGAAGAAAAAGGAUCAGGUUGGUCAGAGGCUGCCGAUGGAAAUGUCCCAUCUGACAGCAGCCAGGCAGAAUCUCAAAAGGCUUUGAAAAAUGCCGUGCUGAAUCACAACCAUGAGGGAAACGUUCCUGAAGAGGCAGACUUUGGGUACUGUGUGGGUCUGAACCCUCCAGAAGAAGAAGCUGUGAUGCACAUGAACUGUUCAGCUCCAGUCUGUGGAGCAGGAUAUGCUGAUUCACAGAUGAGUUCUCAGACACCAUCCAGAGAUCCUCCGCUAUACUACGGUGUUUGUCCUGUUUAUGACGACAUAUUGGCAAGAAAUGAGAGAAUACAUGUUUAUGAAGAUAAAAAAGAAGCUCUCCAAGCUGUUAAGAUGAUUAAAGGUUCCCGUUUUAAAGCUUUUUCAAACAGAGAAGAUGCUGAGAAAUUUGCUAAAGGAAUCUGUGAUUAUUUUCCAUCUCCAAGCAAGUCCUCUUUAACUUUGUCUCCAAUUAAAAUAGGAUCAUUUAACCGAGAUGGCUUAUGCUCCCCUGAGAUGGAAACUGCUAAUAAGGAAAGGGCCAACAGUUACAAAAGUCCACGUACUCAGGAUCUUACUGCUAAACUUCGGAAAGCUGUUGAGAAAGGAGAUAUAUCAACGUUUUCAGAACUUAUUUGGAGCAACCCUCGCUAUCUGAUUGGAUCUGGAGACAAUCCAACAGUUGUGCAGGAAGGGUGCAGGUACAAUGUCAUGCAUGUUGCUGCCAAAGAGAAUCAACCUGGUAUCUGCCAGUUAUUACUGGACACUUUGGAAAAUCCCGAAUUUAUGCGGCUUAUGUAUCCAGAUGAUGAUAGUACAAUGUUAAAGAAUCGCAUCCGAUACAUUGUUGACCUUUACCUUAAUACACCAGAUAAAAUGGGAUUUGAUACUCCAUUACAUUUUGCCUGCAAGUUCGGGAAUUUGGAUGUUGUUAAUGUGCUUACCUCACACCCAGCUAUUGUAAAAAAUCCAAGGAACAAAUACGAUCAAACUCCAGCAGAAGUAGUGUGUGAGAGAAGCAAGAAUAAAUCUGCAGAAUUGAAAGAAAAACUAAGAGAGUAUUUGAAAGGUCGAUACUAUGUACCACUGCUGAGAGCAGAAGACAAUUCCUCAGCUCCUGUAAUUGGUGCGCCCUGGUCACCGGAUCAGACAGACGAGAGCCCCCAGACACCUUUAUCUAAAUACCCUGGCAGCCCCAAAGAUCCGGUGCUGUCUAUAAGAGCUUUUGCAGGCCCCAUGAGCCCCUCAAAGGCUGAAGAAUUUCGCAGGCUGUGGAAGACUCCACCCCGAGAGAAAGCUGGCUUCUUUCACAAUGUCAGGAAAUCUGAUCUGGAAAGAGGUGUUGAAAGAGUUGGAAGGGAGUUAGCUCAUGAACUGGGGUUCCCGUGGGUUGAAUACUGGGAAUUUCUGGGCUGUUUUGUUGAUCUGUCUUCCCAGGAGGGGUUGCGAAAAUUAGAAGAGUACCUGAGUCAUCGGGAAAUGAGCGAAAAGGCUCAGCAAGAGACAGGGGAAAAUGAAACCUGCAAUAGAUUUAAAACUCCACAUCCUUCUGGCAAGAGUAAAAAGUGCUGCAAUUCUAUUUCUGUUGGAGCGUUUUUGGAUGAGGAUGAUGAUGACAUGAGCUUAGAAGAAAUUAAAAACAGACAAAAUGCAGCACGGAAUAACAGCCCACCUAUUGUGUCCAAAGAGCCUACCAUCGACGCUUUUGGAGACUCUGAGCGUGAUAUAUUGUCGCUGGAGCGUACAGUAAACAUCAUAGAAACAUCAGAUCACCCCAGGCACUAUGAAAAGGUGGCUUCUUCCAGCAAAAAUGGAUUUUGUAAUCCUGUGGCCAGUGAAAGGAUAAUUGGUGACAGGAAGCACUUGCGUGAUGGAGAAGAAUGCCGUGUAUCCCCCGUUUGCAGUUUGAUGUCAGAAUUUGAAAGCCUGACCUUCCAAGAACAAGAGGGCGCAGGAGAAUCAAAUAAAGUCAGUGAAAAAACUGUGAAUGAGAGAAUUCUGGCUCAAAGAACAAAUCAGGGUAGAAUAGCCAAGGACCAGCUGGAUAAGACCUGCUAUGCGGUUUCACUGCCAAGUUCUUCUGAGGCAAGUGCUACAGGUAAAGCUGGAGAGGCCAAGUUAAGGACAGACCACAAAAUACCAUCAGAAAAGGAGCGAUUGUCCAUGGAAUCUGGAAUUCAGACUAAUAAGGCACAAAUAUGUCAAGAGCCUCCUUCCCACAAAUUUCUGUUGAAGACUCCACCCACAAAUAGGAAAUUAUUUCUGCUUGGGGAACAGCCCUCGAAGCUGGACAGCGAUGUCUUAGCAGCUACAGAAGCCGCACAGAUUGAUCCACAGAAGUACCCCCUUAUUUACAAAUGGAAACAUGCGGUCCAGUCGUACUCAUCAUCUGACAGGCAAAGUUGGCCAAGUCCAGCACUGAAGGGAAGAUUCAAGUCCCAAAGCACAGCUGCUGGCCCACCAAAUGCUUCAGUGUAUUCUAGUCCAGGAAGAAACAGUCCUGUGACGGGAAGUCCAGGGAAGUAUGGCAAUGCUGCCUCAUUCUCUCCAGACCCUGGGAGCCCUGGGCGCUACAGUCCAGCGUGUAUCAACCAUGCUCUGUUAAAACUGCGUUAUUUUUCAGAGCCUCCUGCUCACUAAACUAUGAUUUAUUUUCCUGGAACUUUAAUUAUAUUUUCAUUGUUAGAGUGGAGGAAAAAAAAAUACAAUGUUACUAAAGUGACAGUGACAUGAGGUUUGCACUUGGCUAUUUAUUUUUCCUCAAUUGAGGACAAAUGUAUGUUGCAAAAAUUGAAUAUAUGUCUUUAUGCCAUAUAUGAGACGAUAGAUUACUGGUGAUACGCAAGAAGUUAGUGACAGUCAGUGCAGUUGUCCAGUAGCUAUGAAUUAACCCUUGUUGCCAGUAGAGCAGUGAGCUGAACCUUUACUUAGAAAUGGUGGUAUUUUACCAUCACCAGCUGUCAUCAUAAUUAACUCAUUAGCCCUCAACUACAUUUCUUUGCCUGGAUAGUCUGAAGGAAGCACAUCAGCAGUGAAGUCCUACCAGAAAUCUUAUUAGAGGUAAUGGAUGGCAAGCUGUAAAAUAUUCUUCCACUUGCAGGGGAACAUGGCAAUUGAAAAGCCUAAGACAGAGCCUCAGUAACAACCACCUUCCAGGGGCGGGUAUGAAUGUGAUACCCUCGUGCAUAAUCAGCCAGCCGGUUGAUCUAGAUAGUUGAAUACACACACACACACAUAUAUGCACACAUAUACGUAUGCAUGUAUUUACACAGAAAACCUCAAGUUUUACCUAAUCUGAGGCUGUUACAAACACCAUGAUACUAAUGAGUGUUUUAGUAAAGGAGCACUGUAGAAAUUACUGGUAUUCUGCUAAAGGUUAGUUUUAACAUUAAAAGAUAAAAUUACUUUGUUUUUCCCCACAAAAGCUUUUAUCAUUAGCAGAUGUUAAUAGUUAUUACAGAAAAGCACAUCAGCAAUAAUUUCAGCAAGUUUACCAGCAACGUACCUUAAUGGUCUAGUUUGUAAUAUAUUAGAGUGGUAUCCAGUGGCCUGUGAUAGGACUACUUAUUUCCCAACUGUUAAAGAGGGAUGAGUAAGGACUACAACUAUUUUCACUGAAAUCUACACUUUCACUAUGUCUCUAGCCUGGCUGUGGUAAUGACUUUUUAUUACAGCAGUCAAUAAUUUUAUUCUUUCUUUAGCCUUCCGUAAAAAUGACUUGUUUUGACAGUACACUGCUGAGACUGAAGACUGCUUUUUCAAAAACUCAAGACAGGUUAAUGUUUGUAAUGUUGCUUGAAAGAAGGCUUCCAGAAAGUGCUGCUAGCUGUUUAAAAUAAAUACAUUUAAAAAGGAAAAAA
Oxyura jamaicensis (ruddy duck) is the source of this 4067-nucleotide messenger RNA. RefSeq names its product ankyrin repeat and LEM domain containing 2 (gene ANKLE2). The coding region runs from base 34 to 2847 and encodes 937 amino acids. Gene Ontology annotation, cellular component: endoplasmic reticulum. The record is from RefSeq and is a predicted model, not a curated record. Gene Ontology annotation, molecular function: protein phosphatase 2A binding. The transcript has 13 exons. NCBI's taxonomy places the organism in Eukaryota, Metazoa, Chordata, Aves, Anseriformes, Anatidae. Gene Ontology annotation, biological process: negative regulation of phosphorylation.